AAAGAAAGAAAGAGAGAAAGAAAGAAAGAAAGAAAGAAAGAAAGAAAGAAAGAAAGAAAGAAAGAAAGAAAGGAUGGAUGGAAAAGAAGGAAGAGAGGAAUUGAAAAGAAGAAAGAGAGAGAAAGAGAGAGAGAGGUGGGAAGGAAGAAAAGAAGCAAGGAAGGAAGGAAGGAUGUAAAGGAAAGGAUAGAAAAGAAGGAA
Molecule: messenger RNA, 201 nt
Organism: Danio rerio (zebrafish)
Lineage: Eukaryota; Metazoa; Chordata; Actinopteri; Cypriniformes; Danionidae
Source: RefSeq, a predicted model, not a curated record